Rhodofomes roseus is the source of this 854-nucleotide messenger RNA. Its product is annotated as 40S ribosomal protein S8. Gene Ontology annotation, biological process: translation; maturation of SSU-rRNA from tricistronic rRNA transcript (SSU-rRNA, 5.8S rRNA, LSU-rRNA). Gene Ontology annotation, molecular function: structural constituent of ribosome. NCBI's taxonomy places the organism in Eukaryota, Fungi, Basidiomycota, Agaricomycetes, Polyporales, Fomitopsidaceae. The transcript is spliced from 6 exons. The coding region runs from base 58 to 696 and encodes 212 amino acids. The record is from RefSeq and is a predicted model, not a curated record. Gene Ontology annotation, cellular component: cytosolic small ribosomal subunit; ribosome.
CACAGUUACCGCAAGCAGCGCCCGACCUCCCAACCCUCAAGCCUCAAGACAUUCACCAUGGGUAUCUCGCGUAGCUCGCGGCACAAACGCUCGGCGUCGGGUGCGCAACGCCCGGCGUACCGUAAGAAGAGAAAGUUCGAGCUCGGCCGCCAGCCCGCGAUGACCAAGCUGGGCCCGAAGCGCAUCCACACCGUGCGUGUGCGCGGCGGUAACCUCAAGUACCGUGCCCUCCGCCUCGACUCUGGCAACUUUGCAUGGGGCUCUGAGCAUGUCACGAGGAAGACGAGGAUUAUCGGUGUCGUGUACAACGCUUCGAACAACGAGCUUGUCCGGACAAACACGCUCGUGCAGAACGCUAUCAUCCAGAUUGAUGCGACGCCCUUCCGCCAGUGGUACGAGGCCCACUACGCGCAACCCGUGACGAAACGGGGCGCGAAGAAGGACGCCGCCACGGAGACGACUGAGGAGAAAAAGGUGUCCAACCACGCGCAGCGCAAGUACGAGGAGCGCAAGAAGGACGCGAAGGUUGACCCCCUGUUGGAGACGCAGUUUGCUGCUGGCCGGCUGUACGCGGCUAUCAGCAGCAGGCCAGGCCAGUCCGGGCGGGCGGACGGCUACGUCCUCGAGGGCAAGGAACUGGAGUUCUACCUCCGGAAGCUUCGGUCGGGCAAGCAGAAGCACGCGCAUGCGGCAUGAGCUGGUGGUAGUGGCGUUGUGGCGGAGGUCCCUGCGGGCGUGGGUGGCGUCUGGCGGCGGGUGUAUCGUAGAAAACUGCUAUGUCUGUCCUAUGCACCGCCUUUGAUGAUUUCUGUAUGUCCGUACUGUAUGCAAUGCAUGCCCCGCUGUCGGAACGA